Messenger RNA from Galleria mellonella (greater wax moth), 911 nucleotides. RefSeq names its product DNA-directed RNA polymerase III subunit RPC8 (gene Polr3H). Gene Ontology annotation, biological process: transcription initiation at RNA polymerase III promoter; DNA-templated transcription. The transcript has 4 exons. Gene Ontology annotation, cellular component: RNA polymerase III complex. Gene Ontology annotation, molecular function: DNA-directed RNA polymerase activity; DNA binding. Bases 252 to 896 code for a protein of 214 amino acids. NCBI's taxonomy places the organism in Eukaryota, Metazoa, Arthropoda, Insecta, Lepidoptera, Pyralidae. The record is from RefSeq and is a predicted model, not a curated record.
UCUGUUUAGUGUUGUUUAUAUUUAAUUUGUUGACAUUGAAUUCUAACCUAAAGCACUUGAUUUUAAAAAGAUUAAUUAUUCGAUUAGCCCUUAUUGAUAGAAUUGAAUCUAUUAUCUUUAAUAUCCUAUAAUCUGUUUUACGUAAAUUUAAAUAUGUUAGGAGGUUUGAAUUCGGCAUCAUAAUAAUUGAACAAUAAGUGUUCUACAUAUAUUUUCGGCAUAUUGAAAUGUUAUAGUAAUAAUUUUUUGAAAUGUUUGUAUUAGCCGAAAUGAAGGACGUUAUUCGCGUAACACCGGAUCAUUUCCAUCAAAGUUUAACGGAAUCUAUUACGACUUUACUUAAUAGGAAACUCGCUAAUAAGGUUGUACUGAAUGUGGGACUAUGCAUAGCUCUUUUUGAUAUUACUCAUAUUGGGCACUCUUACAUAUUCCCAGGUGAUGGUUCCUCCCACACUGAAGUCAAAUUUAGAUAUAUUGUAUUUCGACCAGUAGUUGAAGAAAUUCUCAUUGGCAAGAUUAGGAGUUGUAGUAGAGAAGGUGUUCAUGUUACAUUAGGAUUUUUUGAUGAUAUAUUAAUACCAGUGAAUGCUUUACAACAUCCAUCUAGAUUUGAUGAAAAUGACCAAGCUUGGGUUUGGGAAUAUCCUAAAGAUGGCGAAAAGCAUGACUUAUUCAUGGAUUCAGGAGAGAAUAUAAGAUUUCGAGUAACGAGUGAAGCAUUUGAAGAAAGUUUGCCAAUAGGACCACCAGGAACUGAACAUGCAGUGCAAACUGUUGCCCCUUAUAAAUUAGUUGGUGGAAUUAAUGAGCCCGGACUAGGGCUCCUAUCUUGGUGGGAGGCACCAGAACAAGAUGAUGGUGAUGAAAAUGAUGAGGAACAAGAAAAUGAUGAAUAAAAUAUUAAAAUUCAA